AUAUUUCCUUUUCUCUUUAAUGUUCGGAUCGUGUGCUGGUUCUGGUUGUGCAGUGUUUGUGAGCGGUUGUAAUGUUUUGGCUGUUGUCCUGUGAGCGUCUGUAGUGAAGUCGGUUACUGUGGAGACGGGCAGCGCGCGCUCAGACACACAGACGGGCCACAGACAGACUGGAUCAAUAAACUCAGACGGCUUGAUCCAUCAGAUCCAUGAAAUCCAUGAGGCUGUUCUCCAGCUUAUUUGGUUUCUAUAGGAACAGAUAGUAGGUGGUGCCAGCUAUGCCUGCGGGCAGAGCAGAUGCCAGUGUAAAGGCCCGAACCCCAGCCAGUGCCAGGACUGGCAGUGUAAGAACUUCCAGUGCCAGGACUGAAAGUCUGAGGACUAGCAGUGUAAGGACUGGCAGUGUGAGGGGGCAGUUUUGGGAGAGGUCAUCUUUGGUUGGUUCUGCCGGGUCUGAUUCUGCUCUGCCGGCUCUAUCGCCGGUGUUGCUGGCGGAGCCUCCACCAGGCCGGGCACUGGGCAGGCCUCGGGUAUCACCGUCCGCGGACCUGUCCGUGCUGGAGCUCCCCCUGCUGGUGGCUAAAGUAGGUCCGCAGGUGGCGGCGGGCGAGUCGGUGUGGUCGGAGGGGCCCGGUCUGGUGGCGGCGGCUCUUGGUGCUGAUAUUCCUCUCAGAGCAGCUAAACCUCCUCAGCUAGUAUCAACUGGUUCUGCAGAACAGGAUGUUCCUGUACAGAAACAUAUGGAGACAGACGGAACCAGAAUCAAGCCAGAAAGAAGGACUAAGCGUGGUCCUCUCAGUGGUGUGGAGGUGUUUGAGAUGUUGGUAAAGAAAAGAAAUUCGGAUGAGCUGCAGUUCUUCUACCUGAAAUCUGCAGAGGACGGACCAUACAGGCCGUAUGACCUGCAGGUGGUCCCGCGCAGUAAAGCCGGCUCAGACCACCAUGUGUUUUCAGCUGCAGCAGCACUGCAGGUGCAGGGGGGGCACAGUGCUGAACUGGUGACUCCGGCUGAGUGGUAUAGAGAGGCUGUGCUGUGGAGCGCCCUGAGAGAGAUUCCCUUCUUCAGACUCUUCCUCCUACAGAAAGCUUUCACACGGUGGAGGCGUGGUGUGUGCCGGGUUGUGUUUGGGCACAGGCGGAAGCUUCUGGAGUCUCGGCUGUUGAUGGCAGUGCCACAAUUCAGAGAGGCUUUACUUCAUUUCUCCAGGCUGCUGGAGGAGCUUAAAUCCGUGCAAUGGCUUCCAAAAGACAAGAGCCGAACCUUCACUCUCCAGGAAUUCCAGACCUCGCUCCUGAACAUCACACAGGAAUCCCAGAGUUCCCUACUGAGAUUCCUCCAGUACCGCUCUCUCAUACUCACCACAGUCCAGGAAAGCUGUUACAAAGCUCAGCAAGAGUUACAGUGUCAGGAGGAACAUUCCCAGGUGCGCCAGCCUCGCCAACCUCUACACCAGCAGCCUGCCCUCACCCUCAGACUGGACACGGAGCUGACCCGGGCACAACACGCCCUCCACAGACUGGGGAACAUCACUGCUCUGAUAGACCACAUGACCAUCCAGAGCCUGACCACCAUCACUCAGCAAGAGACCACCAGCUUCCUCACCAAGCUCCUGCAGAGGGAUCCAGCACGGCAGGGGGGUCUGUUCCAGGCGAAGCUGGUGUUGGGAGAAGAUGGACAGAUUACUGUCGUUCCUCCCGUCCACUCAUUUCAGCAGGUUCUUUCUGAAGCCCUGCUGUCAGUGAGAGACUCGAUUCUUCAGGUGUUUGACUUCAGUAGUGCAGAAGAUUCUUCAAUAGCUAGCCUCUUACUCACCAAUCAGCAUCCUUCAUCCAGCACUGACCUUCCAUCUAACAUGAUUCGGCCAAUCAGCAGAGCAUCCAGAGACAGAGGAUCCACUCAUGCGUGUCCUGACAGUCUUUCAUCCCUCAAGAAGCUCCGUGGUCCCUCAGCCUCAGACCUGCUGCUACCCACCCUACCCUCUCUGAGAGCUGAGGGGAAGCAGGUACAAGGGCAGUGCCAGCCCCUGUCCAGAGAGCAGCUGGAAUGGCACCUGCAGCUCCAUGCUGGCACACAGGAGAUACACACACGGCAGACCAGCACCAUCACUCAGGAGGCUGUGCAGGAGGUUCAGCAGUGGUGUGAACGCUGUUCCUGGCUGAUGGAUACGCUUCAGUUUGCUAAGCAGUGGAGCACGGCCUCAGCGGAGAGCAUGCGGGGGUGGCCUGCCCCCCAAUACAGACAACUCAUCCAACAGGCACAGCACUGGAGAGAGCGAGUGGGCACCAUGCCAGCUGGCUUUACCACCACCAACCACCUCCUCACCAUCACCAGCUCUCACAUUCAGCAGCAGCUCGGGUCUGUAUUGACCUCCAUCUGGCAGGAUGCAGUAACAGCCCUGUGUGACGAGCUGCAGCAGCGCUCAGAGAACCUGACGUCUGAUCUGAGUCAGGCUGUGCAGAGACUGGAGUCUCAACCCUCAACCUUUAGAGACUUCACCCGGCAUGCCGGCAUGGUGAAUCUCUACAGGGAGAGGUCAGCUGACCUGAAACAGCAGCUGGACUCCCUCUACUGCCUUCAGGAGAUAACAACCCAGCUACCUCACAGUGACAUGACUCCAGGGGAUCAUCCCUCGAUAGAGCAGACUCUCAAUCUGUGGAACCAGUUUGUUCUUUUACUGGAACAAGCAGCAGAUACGGUCACCAAACAGCUGCCCACGUUGAUGACCACUCUGGACAGCACCUUUUCUUCACUGACCACUGAACUACAGGAUCUGGUCCACCGAGCCACCACAGGACCGUACACUGACCCGACGCAGAGUGCGGGUCCAAUCACUGCUGAGCUCAGAGUGAUGUGUACUCAGCUUAACGUAAUAGAGGCUCAGCUGGACGAGUUGAGCUCAGCCAGCCAAACUUUGACAGGAAACCCGCUGGAUCUCAUUAGUGUGAGGAAAGCUAAACAGGCUGUUGAGGUGCGGAAGGAGAUGUGGGAUCUGAUCAGUGCGUCUACAGCACAGAUCCAGCGCUGGAGACCACAGCAGUUCAGCAAGUUUAUUGUGGCCAGAGCUCAGGAGAAGGUAUCUAAGUGGCUUCAGCAGGCAGCCUCUUUCUCCAGUGUGAUUCCUGCCCAGGAUCUGGUUCUUCUGGAAGCCAAGCAGAACCUGGAUCAGUUCAGCCAGCAGCUUUCAGUUUUAGCACAGCUCAGCAGCCCCACACUCAAACCCACACACUGGAGGAACAUCUGUGCAGAGCUGGACCUGCUCUACUCCCCAGAACUGAACUUUACUGUGGCUGAUCUCCUGUCCACAGAACUUCUGAAGCAUGAAGGUGAAAUCAGGAAGAUCUGCAAAGAGGCUGCAGCACAACUGGAGCAAGCGUUCCGGAGCAUUCAGCAGAGCUGGGAACGGAGGGAAUUCCAGCUGAAGAGGUUCAUCUUCACAGUGUGGAGGAGUGAAGAUCCACAGCUUGCUGAAACACCACAGAAAAAGACCACUAGUGACAGCAAUUUUACCCACAAUGCACCACAACUGCACACCUGCGAUAGCAGAACCUUCACAAUAACAGGUCUGGACACGCUGCUGUAUCACGCUGAGGACAGUAUAAUGACCCUGUCCUGCAUGCUGCGCUCUCGGUACGCUCUGCAGUUCAGGACGGAGGUGGAGCUCUGGCUGCAGGUUCUGCAGGAGCUCGAGGAAUUACUGGAUAUCUGUGAGAGAUACCAGCAGAAGUGGAUCUUCCUCAGCAAGAUUUUCAAUCAGACUUCAGAGAGAACACCGAAACAGCUGAUGGAGAAGUUUUCCUUGGUGGAUAAGACCUUUCGGGAGAUUAUUCAGAUUACGUUAAGUGACCCGCAUGUGCUGAAUUUCGUACGAUUGUGGAAAACGACAGAGACCUGUGGUCAGUUCCAGGGACAGAAUCUACGCAUUCUUUUCACUGAAGGACUCACUGUAUUAGAGGAAGUAUGCAGUGAGUUGAUGGAUCUUGUGGAUUCAGUGCGUGGCGAGUUCCCCAGACUGCAGUUCCUCAGCGAUGGAGAAGUGAUGAAAAUAUUGUCCCUGCACCCAACACCCUUAUCUCUGCUCCCACUGGUACGCAAAUGCUUCAGAGGAGUACAGGGGCUUGAGGUGACCAACAGCAGUGGGAAUGACCUCAUGAGUCAGACAGAUUCUAAUGAGUAUGUACUGUCCAGGCCAGCAAUGAGGGUACAAGGCGUAUACGGUGCUCUACAAGAACACCUGCCCUUCCUCUGUCCACUGGAGCCUCCUGUAGAUCCUCUGAUAUGGCUCGGACUUCUGGAGAACAGGUUGUAUGAAACAGUUAAGCAGUUAAUGCACAGACGCAUUUUUGCUCGACAGUGUCAAAAGAAGUUAGAACAAAACGGUGUUCCUUCUCCUGAGGCUUCUGAGCUGCCAGCCUUUUGGCAGCAAGCAUCUGAGUAUCCAGUGCAGUGCUGUUUGGUGGCAGAGGAGGUUCUCUGGUGCAGUGAAGUUGAGAAGGCUUUCCAGGACCCAGAUCAGAGCAUUAGGAAGUCACUUAAGUCUCGGAAUGCUGCAAAACUUAAGAGCCUCUGUCAAGCCAUGCAAGCUAUAUUCGCAAAUUUGUGCGAUGGCACUUUAGCUACUAAACAUGCUUUAACUGCACUACGAGCCUUAAUUUUACUUACGAUGAAGCAUUACCAACAGAUUGAUGGCCUUGCUGAGGUAAAGGGCAGCCUGGAAUCUUCUUUCAAAUGGCAAAGGACCAUGACAUAUCGCCACAGUGCCACUGAUAACUGGAAUCAGAGUGGAUUGUCUCAGGAAGAUCUGUGCUGCACAGAACACUCAGUUUAUGUGAAUAUCUUAGGAAUGCAAUUGCCCUAUGGCUACGAAUAUAUAGGGCCUGAGAAUUGGAUGGCGGUCAACACUUCCUCAACAGAACGAGCAUUUUUGGUGAUUCUCUUUGCCCUUAGCAGUUACAGGUGUGCCUACAUUAGUGGACCCUCCAUGUCAGGAAAGAAAGAGACCCUACUCCAGUUAGGAUGGGCUCUGGGACGGCAGGUAGUCACCUUGAGGAUUUGUGCCAGUACAAGUUUGCCACUUGUUUGUCAAAUGCUGAUUGGUGCGCUCCAAACUGGUGCAUGGCUAGUACUCGAUUCUGUGGAAUCAAUGGAUCAGGGAAGUCUAUCUGUUCUUGGGCAGCAUCUAACAGACCUUCAUCAGCAUCUGUCCAUAGUUCCUAAACAGCAAAAAGUACAGGAGCUACAAGAUCUUAAUGAUUUGGCUUUACCAGAGCGAAAACCUUGGUGUCAAAAAACUGCAGAAAUGGAGUGCCAAGUACCUUUUGCAGGCAGUAACAUUUCAGUCAAGCCAAGCUUUGGUUGUGUCCUUAUCUCCUCAAAUGGGUACUCAGCUGAAAUCCCAGAAAACCUGCGAGUUGUGACAAGACCUGUUUCACUGAUGCAUCCAGACUACAGUAUCAUCACAGAGGUUUUGCUUGUGUCUUUGGGAUUCUCGGAAGCAGCCAGCUUAAGCCGAAGACUAGUUUCUCUGUUUAGCCUAGCGAAGGAUUUGUUUUGCCUUCCAGAUUACGUCUGCAGAGAUCAGACUUCCUGGCUUGUUCUACUCAAAAGAGUCAUACAUGCUUCUGGGUUGUACCUUUACAACUAUUUUGAGAAAAAUAAAGUAGGCAGAUUUGUCCAGCAUGUACAAGAUGGACAAAGAUCUGAUGAUGAUCCAGCUCUUCGAUGUCAGGGAUCUGACAAAAUACCACAAGGAAGUGAAGACCGUUGUUCAGGCCAUUACCAAUGCUUUGGUAGAGAUUCAGUAGUAAAUGCAGUUAGAGAAGAACAGUAUGUAGUCAGAGCAGUGGCAGUGGUGGUGUUGCCUGCCAUUACUGAGCCCAGCCGAGCCUCACAGUUCAAAGACAUUUUUGAGGAAAUUUUUCCAACAGGAAGAUCCUUCACGAUUCUUCAGAAAUAUGUUAAAGAGAGGGAGCAAGAUGUCCUCAGGAACGCUGUCUCAGAGGAGCUGCAGGAAACAGGACUUUGGCCUGAUUCACCAAUGCUAGACAGUGCUUUGACCCUGUAUGAGACCCUGGAGUUGUCUAAGGUGGUUAUGCUACUUGGACCAGCAGGAAGUGGGAAGACGACACUGUAUCAAGCUCUUGCGGGGGCCCUCAGACGACUUGCGGAAAAGUCCUCAAAAAGUGAAUUGGAUGAAGAGGAUGAUCUUGCAGACAAGACCAAAACCAAGGUUCCUUCAGGUUCACGUUGGUACUCUAUCAACACAGUGGUCCUGUUCCCCAAUGCUUUGCCCCAUGAGGAACUUUUUGGUAGAUGCUACAGACACCCAGGUUGCUGGUGCGAUGGCGCCAUUACCAAAGUGAUAAGAACCUCAGGAGAGCGAGAUUCAUUGGUCAAUGAUCUGUCUAGAGCCAAAGAUAGAAAGGCUAAGAAACCAAACGUUCAAUGGCUAGUCCUGGACGGGGAACCUUCAGAUCACCCAGGAUGGUUUUACUCUUUAAGAACGCUUGGUGACCUCAGAGAUCCCUGCCUCUGCCUCUUGUCAAGCGAAAAAGUCCAGCCAUCACAAGAACUGAAAAUAAUCAUUGAGAAUACCAGUCUGAGGGAUGCAGCACCCUCCACACUGGCACAGUGCAGCCUGGUACAUGUUUCAGGACAGGAUCUUUGGAAGUCUAUAUGGAAAAAUGAGCUGGACACUCUAUAUCAGGAUGACGCUCUGGACCGAAACACUCUAAAGAUGUGGAAAUCUGCAGCUGAUGACCUUUUCUCUCGAACUCUCACUUUCAUUAAACACCAUUCAUUGACUACUGUACUGUCUGGUGAAGGAGAUGAAGGCAUUAUUGAUGGCCUGAGAGAAAUAACCUCCUUCAUUAAUAUCCUCCAUGCUCUUCUAGAAGAGUUUGACGAGGGGUGUGGCUUGAAAUCGUCAACUAAGUCAACUCAAAAAGGAGACUUUUGCCACGACCCAAUCUUCACCCAGCUUCAAGCCAGGAACCUGUUUGUGAUAGCUUACGUUUGGGGGUUUGGUGGACACCUGCAUCCCAGACACUGGCCAAAGUUUGACCUUCUGGCACGAGAGGCCUUGUUCGAGAGCCGUUAUAAAAUCGAAGUGUCAGCUGAGGAUACGGUUUUCGAUCAUUUCUUUAAUCUCAGAGACAGAGAGAUGGAUGAUGCAACCAGUUUAGCCAGCUUUACCAGAAACCCACAGCAUUCAUACACACCUGUCCCACAGUAUGAGAAGCAUGCCUACCUGCUGGACCGGGUGCUGGAUGCAGGUCGGCCGGCGCUGUUAGUGGGAGAAUCAGCUUCAGGCAAAACUUCGCUCUGCAGGUUUUUAUCACAGCGAAGGACAAGCUUAAACUUUUCCGUCAGUCCACCGCUGCAGGCUGCUAAUUUACGAUAUAUACUGGAACGCGUGGCCCGUCAUCAGGCUGGACUUCACCCUGCGGGAACCAUCGCCCAGCAUCCACCUUUACUGCUGUUUGUAGAUGACCUGCAUGAAGCUCCUUCUGAUAAUAAUGGAAAGUCUUCGAUGGUGUUGGAGAUGUUACGCCAGUGCAUCUCUCAGGGAGGAGUGUGGAUGUCACAUGGCUAUCACUUCAGGUCGUUUAGCUCUGGAGCUCUGAAUUAUCUAGCAGCUCACAGUACUUUCGGAAUAGACGGAAGAAACCCCAGCACGAUUUCCCCUCGGUUCUCCAGAUUCUUCACGCUCUUCGUUCUUCCCGAUGUGACGCCAGAGGUUCUGUUUUCUGUCCACUCCUCACAGCUUCUGCCGUGGCUCCGGCGCUUCCCGUCCAUGCCAGCAGUUUCAGAUCUGGCACGGUGCAUAGUUUCUGCUACAUUUGAUGUUUACGCUGCUGUGCGAGAACAUUUAUAUGACUCUACAGAUGUUCAUUCUCCCUACACAUGGUUUUCCCUACAUGACCUUCAGAAGGUAUUUCAAGGGAUGUGUCUGUGGUAUCCAAUGAAUUCAGCAGGUCAUUUACUUACAAGGAAGUCCAGCAUCUCUUCCUGGACUUUACCUGCCUUUACUCAGGCUGACCUGCGUCCAGCGGCAACCGUGCUCAACAUCGCCCAACUGUGGAUGCACGAGUGUUUACGUACCUUCGGGGAUCGCCUAUCCUCAGACGAAGAAAUUCAAAACCUGGUGUCAGUUUUGACCCAAGUGUCCGAGAAGAGGUACGGAAGACGACUGGUUGAGAUUGAAUCUCAAACUAGUAAAGCAGACAAAUUGGACUCUACAGGUCAGUUAAAAGACAUCAACGAAGAUCACCAGAACCAACUGUUUCAACAAUCUCAACUAUCUCAACCGUCUCAACAAUCUCAAUGGUCCACAGAGACAAAAAAUAUUGAAGAGAGUGUUGCCUCCAAAGAGUCAUCAAUUGAAGAAGUUAAAAAGUGUCAUUUGGAAAGUUCUGGGGAACAAAGAGCCUCAAAUUCAAGGUCUUCUAAGAUUGACAGUGAAGAAGAUGACCCCAGUGUUGGUUCUUCAAGCAAGCAAAGCAAAAGUGAGACGAGUGGGUGCAGCAUAGCUGACGACCAACCUAAAUCGGUACUGAACGAAUCAGCACCACAAGAUUUUACACUUAGCAAAUCAGCUCUGAGUGAAUCAGCACUGAAUUUAAUGGAUAACAGUUCAUCAGAUGAAGCAAAACCGCUCGAUUCUGAUUCCAAAUUGAAUCAGUGUGACCUUCCAACAUGUGAAGACCAUUCCCAAGACCAAGACCAUUCCAGAUUGCUCCUAAAGCUGCUGCUUGAAAUGGGUUCUACAAUCGGCAGUGCAGUCUACAGUCCAGACUUCCGUAAACCAGUCGACUGGAUCGCACAGAAACAGCAGCACAGCUACCAGGAGCGAGACUUGGACAUGCUGAUACAGCAGUUGAAUCAAAUUGUAAAUCAAAAACAAGAAACCCACUUUGCCAUUUAUCCCAAACGAGUUCAUCAUCUGGUGCGGAUCCUCCGCGCUCUGCUCCUGCCUGGUGGACAUGGGGUUAUUCUGGCUGCAGGACGGAAAACGGGCCGGAAGACCACCGUGCGGCUAGCGGCUCGUUUAGCAGGACACAGACUGAUCGAGAUUCAUCACGGAAACGAAGCCAAACUAUCAGAGAUCCUGAGAGAGACUAAGAGCCAGACUGGUGUGAAUGGUGGACCUGCAGUGGUUCUGGUCCAUGAGGAUGUUAGCCAGGCCGUAAGGGAUAAGCUAAUGGUUGUGAUGGCUAAUAAAGCAGUUGUUCCAGAUGUCCCAGAAGAUGUCUACUUAGAUGAAUUUAUAAAGGAUGUGAUGCUUAAUAUCACAGCCAUGAAGAACUCAAGCAAACCUGGAAAGAGUGGGCAAAUCUUCAAGAGGCGUUUCAAAAACAGACGCAGAAAUCUGCACAUCUUUCUGCUGCUGUCCUUUAAUGAGGGACAACCUGGACCAUCACCUGUUGCUGUGCCACAUAUGACCAGGCUGUUCAGCUUGUGCUCAUGUGUGGAUGUGUACCAGCCGUGGAGCUCAGUCAUUUUAACUCAAAUCGCCUCUCAGCAUCUACAGCAGCAUCUUCAGAAUCUACCAUCAGAUAUUCAUGCAGGUGAGGGUGUGGUGUACAGUUUAGCUGAAGUGAUGGCUGGAGUCCACCUGUCUGCUCUACACUGCGCCUCCACGUCUCUGAAUGUUCAGCCGUUUGGUCCGAAGAACUAUUUUGAGCUGAUGAGACACUUUCACCACCUCUAUGCUCACCUCACAGAGCAGGGCAGAGUACCUACCACCAGGCUGGGGUCAGUUCUGGCCCGGGUGAGAGGCGUGACUGAAUCAGCACAGAAACUCAGAGAAGAGCUUCUCACUCUUCAAGCCAGAUAUGACCAGACACAAGAGGUGGUAAAGCAGCUGCAGGAGUCUGCGGACGCCGAGCGCGUGCAGUGUGAAGAAGUUAGCCGGCGCCGCCUGCUGGCAGAGGCUGAACUGUGGGAUCUGGAGGAGCAGCUGGAGCAGGUGGAGCAGCAAAUCCGAAGGUCCAUGAGCGAGGCGGGUCCGCUGUACCAGGCAGCUCUGAAUGCCCUGAGAUCUUUAAACCAAUCAGACCUGGAGGAGGUGCGGAGCUACAGACAGCCCCCUGCUGGAGUCGUCACGCUAAUGAACGCCGUGUGCAUGCUGUUCCAUCAACCUUGCAGCUGGGAGAACAGCAAGCUCCUGCUGGGUCAGAGCGAGUUCAUCCAGGAGCUGGAAUUCUUCGACCGGUCCUCGUUAAGUAACGAGGUGUUUGAUAAGCUGGGUGAGGUGGUGCGGUCGGCGGAGCUGCAGCCCGAGUCGGUCCGGGCCGUGAGCCGGGCCUGCGAGUCUGUGAGCUGCUGGCUGCAGGCGGUGUACCAGUGCGCUGUGGUCCAGCGGCUGAUGGUCCCACUGGAAGCCCAGAAGAGCCGGUUGUGGAAGAGCGCGGCGGAGAGACGUGCCCGGCUGCGGGAGGCGAGGAUGCAGGAGGAGGCUGCCCAGGAUCAGCUGGAGGUCACAGAGAGGCAGCAGAGGAUGGUCAGAACCAGUCUGGACCAGCUGGCAGAGCAGAUCCGUGAGGUUCAAGCUCGAGAGAAGGAGGCGGUGGCUGCUGUCCAUCAAAUCAGCUACUACACAGAGAAAUGGAGCUCCCUACAGCAGGAGACAGAGAUGAAUAAGCGCACCAUUCCAGGAGAUGCGCUGCUUUUGGCAGCUGCCAUAGUUUACCUGGGCCCGUUUGGACCGGACGCACGAUUAGAUCUGCUAGAAAAGUGGCACAGAAUGUGUCUGACAGGAGGGAGGAACGCUGGUCCAGACCACCCACCAGGAUCUCUGCCUGAUGGAGCACAGUGUGGUUCUGCUCAGAACCCUGGGUUUGUACCUGUUCCUGUGGGUGCAGAACUUUACAGGGUCCUGGCUCGAGCGGUCGGGGUGGAUGAUGAUGAUGGUUUGAGUAAAGAAGAUUCUUCUCGUCUGGUUCUGGAACUGUUGCGAUGGGGGAAUAGGGUUCCAUGGGCCCAGAACUGGACUUUGCUGGCGGGUCCACGGCAACGCGAGGAGCUCUGUUCUCCAAUGGUCCUGCUACCAGGAGAUGAAGAUGAGUAUGAGCUGGUGGUUUCUGCAGACGACCCAGAAUUCCUUAAGAAACUCAGACAUGGAGCAGAGACAGGUGUGAGAGUGCUGAUCACUGAUACUGAGUGUGCUGAUCCCAGUGAAGAGUUUCUCCAGUUGUUACAUCGAUACUCAUCUAAUGCAGAACAUUCAGAGACAUCUCCUCGCUCUGGGUUUCACCUCGUCCUGAGCUCUUCACUCCCUGUACUCGUACUGCUGGAAGAGAUUCACCCCUCAGUCCUGGAGAAGAUAAAGGUCAUUGAUCUGUCUCUGAGCACGUCUGAAACCCAGGAGACAAUACUGACUAAUAUACUCCAGUCUGAGUGCCCAGACGUGUGGACACGGCACUGCCAGCUAAAGACAGAUCAACAGGCCCUUCAGAAACAGCUCCACCUACAGGAGGCAUCUUUAAUGGAGUACAUUUUCAAGACUCCCACCCCUCUGCUGCAGGAUUCCUCCCCUGGGUUUGACCCGUGGGUCUCCAAGUGUUUGGACUCCUUGCAGAAGCUUAGAGCAGAAAAUGAAGAGCUGUCCAAUGAUAUUAAUCAGCACAGAUCAGUGAUUAGCCAGUUCCACGGUGUAGCAACUCUAAUCACCCGUAUAUACACGUCACUGCAGGACGUCGGGCGCUUGUCCCCCUUCUACUGCUUUCCUCUGGACAGGUUCUUGUUGGUGUUGCGGGACGCUUUAGCUCAAAUGAGUCGGCUGGGUGGUACCUAUAGUGGAGAGGAGAUUACGGAAAUGUCUCACAGGAUAGUAGCUCACUACCUGGCCCAUUACAGACCCUGCUUGUCUCAGUGCCAUGCUGAAGUUCUGAAGCUCCAGGUAUCCACAACGUUCUUCACCCACAGCGAGGGUCACGCCACCGAGAUGGAACGUACCGCCUUUCUCCUGGGAAUUGGUCAUGCUGUAUCCCCAGAACCCACGCCGUCACUGGACAAUCCUGAGCCUGAGCUGCCGAGCUGGGUUCCAGAGCAUGUACGUGCUGAUGUACGCCUCCUGGAGAAGAUGUCACCCUUCCGUGGACUUUGCUCUUCCCUAAGGAACUCAUCCCGACAGUGGCAGCAGUACCUGCGCUUCCCGUCCUCCACGGUGGUCGGACCAGUACCGUGCGAGACACACUCCCACCUGACCGUGCUACAGCGGGCCAUCCUGUGGAGGACCUUCUUCCCGCAGUGUCUCGCCACGGUGGCAAACGACCUCACCACCUGCCAGCAGGGGGAGCCAUGGAGUUCAGCGGUGGGGAGUGGAUCUCACACAGGUUCUCUGAAGCAGCUUUUACAAUUUUUGUCCAGAAAUAAAGGUCCAGUGAUCAUAACCUUGCCUGACCAGAGCACAGCCGAGUGCAGAGGGGUUCACCCUCUCUACUGGAUUACCGAAUUAGCGCAUGUACAAGAAAAACACGGAAAUAGGCAGGUGAAGGUGAAGGUAAUUACGUUCGGGUCUGAAAGUCAGAGAGGCGCCGUUCUCUCAGAACUGGACCAUGCUGUCCGAACUGGACACUGGCUGGUUCUGAAUAACUGCCACCUGCUGGAUCACUGGGAUGAUGGUGUAGUCGCUCGGCUGAGAAGACUGAUGUCCUCUAGAUCAGAAGAUCCAGAGACGAGUGAACAGGAUGGACCGGCUGGAGGACGUGCAGUGGAUAAGGUGCACCCACGGUUCCGUCUGUGGUUUAUAACUAAAGGCAGUGCUGCCUUCUCUGUUCCAGCGGUGGUGAGGGUCUGUGCCCUGCACCUGGUGUGCGACUCUGAUCAGGAUCUGCGAGAUGAGCUGUGCUCCUCUCUGAGACGAGUUCUACACAGAACUUUCACCAACUCCUCAUCAGGACUCUCCAUGACCGCUGCAGAACCUCGUAUCCGCUGUGCGAUCCUUCAUUCUGUACUGCUACAGAGACAACAGCUGGCACAGCGGGCACACGGGCACCUGUAUCACUGGACUCAGGAGGAUCUGCUGGCGUUGGGGGAUGCUCAGGUCCACAUGACUGAACUCUGCAGUGACCCCACAGGAGCUAUAGAGUAUAUAGCAGCUAAUCUAAUAUAUGGAGGACACGUUUCUGAUUGGUCUGAUUUGGAGGAAGUAAAGGCAGUGUGCAGACUCUGUCUCCAACCCUCACCUCCCACACAGGGAAUCGGCCCUCACACUCUGUCAGAGUCUGUCACAGCAGCAUAUUUCGGUGAGGAGGAUUUGAUGAAGGUUCUGGAGCGCCGUGUUCACUCUGUACUGAGCAGUACUGGUACUUCUGUGCUGGGCUUCAGUGCAGCAGUGAUGGCUGAGAUGGUGAAGGUGAAGAGUCUCAGGCUUCAGGCUCUGCUGCUUAAGUCACUUCACGGUUCUGGUGGAGUUUCUGGUCCAGGCAUCUCCAGUCAUCUUCAGAGUCUCCAAGACUGCAGGAAGUCUCAGGACAGGUUACAGGCUCUGUGGAACAAGCUGAGCUGCAGCGAGGAGGGUGGAGGUACAGGUUUUGGAUCUAUACCAGCAGGCCCACUAAGCAGGUUCCUUAGAACCGAGCUGGAGCAGCUGAUGGAGCAGGUGUCUCAGUACCUCUCCUCAUCCUCAUACCCUACCCCAUCAACCGUGUGGGCACUGGAGACCCGAGCGGAGCUGCUCAGAGCGUAUCAGUGGGAGGAGUCCAGUGGGAAACAUCACGUCUACUGUCUGUCUGCGUUCUCUAACGCUCGCGGGUUCCUGGCGGCUCUGCUCAGAGAGAACGCUCGGCUCAGACAGCAGGAGCUCAGCAGCAUCUCGCUGCACUUUCAGGUUCUUGACCCUGCAGCCUCUGUACCGUCCAGUGGAAUCUGCAUUUCUGGGCUGGAGCUGCGUGGAGCUCUGUGGGACAACAGGCUGGGAGUUCUGCAGGACAGCCUGUCCCCUAACCACUGUCCUCUACCGCUCCUCUGGGUCAGAACUCUAGAGCAGGACCUUCUGAAAACCUCCCGUCCUCAGGUUGUGUUUAACUGUCCACUGUACCUGGACGUUCAGGAUCCAGGUGAUGACUGGAGUCUCACUGAAGAACACAUCAUCACCCACGUUCCCCUCAGGACCCGGUUAGACCCGGUUCUGUGCACUUUGAGACGGGUCCGACUGGUCAGCACUCUCUCAGUGAACAGGUUCCAGAACUGAUUUUUUCUUAUUUCAGAAGUUUUAUUUGAAGUUUAAUCAAAAUUACAGAAAAAAAUUAAACAAUGAACGCUGUUUAGAAGUCAAUUUUACAAAUAUGUAUAAUGAUACAUACAUCAUUUUAUAAUCAAAAAAUGGUAAAUGAAUUUACAGAUGUCAUUAAUAGCCAUUUACAGUGGUAUGAAUACACUUUAUACACUGAUAAAGUGUAAUAUUGUACAAGUGUCCUCCGUUCUCUUAUGAUUAAAGCGUAUAGUCCGUUUCUCACAGCUACCGUUUUUUGUAGAGACAGGGGUUGAGCUGCAGCUGGAUUUUCUUCACGUUACUGGGAGAAUCUUGUAUCUUUGUAAACUCAAAGCAGUAGAAGUGGGUGUUGUCUGUGUCCUACACAAGGAAAACAUAAAUAGAGAGAUAUUAUUUAUUAAUUUUUACGACAAUUUGAUUAUCAACAGUAAUGCCAGGUUUACACUAGGGGGUGUGCCAUAUCAUAUCGUAUGCGAUUAUAUCGCCAACAUUUUUGAAUAUCGUGAAUGAUAUUAUACCCUGAAAUAUCGUGCUAUAUCAUCCACCCCUAAUUAUCACAUCAGGGUACUACUUUUUUUUUUUUUUACUUUACUGUUUUUAGCAAAUGAAAAAUUCACACUAUUCUAAUUUCCCAUUAUAUAUCUACUAGACAGAUUUUACCUGUUCAGUAUCAUUUAUUUUACUUUUAUCCUGGGUAUAUGGAGAUGUUUGAAGUGUAGUAUUAGUAUCACGACAUUCUGGAUCUUUGACUUCUGUUACAAAUCUGAUAAAAUUCUUUUUUUUAAAUACCUUAGUUAGGGUUGUGUCAUAUCAUAUCGUAUGCAAUAAUAAAAUUGUGUUUUUUAUAUUUUCA
Astyanax mexicanus (Mexican tetra) is the source of this 15066-nucleotide messenger RNA. RefSeq names its product dynein heavy chain domain-containing protein 1. The transcript has 43 exons. Gene Ontology annotation, cellular component: dynein complex. Gene Ontology annotation, biological process: microtubule-based movement. Lineage: Eukaryota; Metazoa; Chordata; Actinopteri; Characiformes; Acestrorhamphidae. Gene Ontology annotation, molecular function: dynein intermediate chain binding; minus-end-directed microtubule motor activity; dynein light intermediate chain binding. The coding region runs from base 276 to 14192 and encodes 4638 amino acids. The record is from RefSeq and is a predicted model, not a curated record.